Molecule: messenger RNA, 2156 nt
Organism: Amphibalanus amphitrite
Lineage: Eukaryota; Metazoa; Arthropoda; Thecostraca; Balanomorpha; Balanidae
Product: acid-sensing ion channel 2-like
Exons: 3
Coding region: 280-1725 (481 amino acids)
Biological process (GO): sodium ion transmembrane transport
Cellular component (GO): membrane
Molecular function (GO): ligand-gated sodium channel activity
Source: RefSeq, a predicted model, not a curated record
CGUCCCUGCCCCUUCUCCCGUCUCUGGCCCGUCCCUCCGGAGCGAAGACGCCGUGGGCGUGGCCCGGCCCAGUUGGAGUAUCGAUACAGCGCACCAUGCGACCCCUCUGCGCAUGACCGUCACUCCGCACCCCUCCCCCUAACACCGCCCGGGCCACCGCUGCCGUCCGCCGGGCCGCGCCAGCUGCCCUCGUCGGCGGCAGCAACAGGCCACAACGGCCACGGAGGACAGGACAGGGGACAGCGCUGCAGGAAUCCUCCGCCCAGGGAAAGGCGCACCAUGUCCUCGAUACGCUCUCGGGAGUUUGAGGAGGGUGCCGGCCGGCCGGAGCGGUUCCCCAGCGUUCGCUCGACGUUCGGCACGCCGGCCGGUCACACUACCGAGAGCGGCCGCGACGACCGCGACGGCCACGACAGGCCGGACGGGGAGGCCGCUGACGCCGCCGCCGAGUCCGCUGACGACGAGGGCUGGGAGGAGGUGCGGCUGCCGGCGCUGGGCAUCAUCCUGGACCCGCAGGCUCGCGCCGGCCGCCGGCUGGUCUGGCUGCUGCUGCUGGCACUCUCCGUGGCGGCGCUCGUCUACUCGGUCCACGAGAGGCUCGGCUACCUGUUCGCCAACCCCAUCCAGAUGAACGUCAAACUCCUGGUCAACCGCACCCUCUACUUCCCUGACCUGACCCUCUGCAACCGGAACGCUUUCAACCUGACCGCAGUGGAGCUCCACUUUGGCCAGAUGCUGCGUGAGACGGGCGCCACAUACGCCGACCACCGCCUGGCUGGGUACAGCCGGCGCCGGCCGACACCCGAGCACGGCCACCUGAUGAUGGCCGCGCUGGUGGGCCACCGGAACCGGACGGCGGCCGACGUGUGGCGGCUGGUGCGACACCGGCUGCGGCCGCUGCUGGCGCGCGACCAGUCGCCGCACGGCCUCCCCGAGUGCUUCUUCGGCCGCGGCGUGCAGUGCUUCGAGGUGGGCCGCUGGCGGGAGGUGGUGACCGUGGACGGCGUCUGCUGGACCUACCACAACAACAACAGCAUGAAGCAGACGGGCGCCUACAACCACCUCUACAUGCAGCUCAUCGACACAGAGCCGCCGGAGCGGCAGGUGUUUGGCACUCCGGGCUUCCAACUGCUGCUGCACGAGCCGCGCGACGACCCGCGCCUGGCCGUGCACGUUGGCGGCUUGCUGGCCACGCCCGGCCAGGCCACGGACGCUGAGGUGCUGCUGGAGGAGGUGCGCAGCAUCCCGCGGCCGCGCCGGCCCUGCCGCCGCAGCGCCCAGUACGCACUCAGCCGCUGCGAGGCCGACUGCUUCUCGCGCGUGCUGCUGCGCCGCGCCGGCUGCGCGCUGCCCUUCAUGAGCGCCGGCCGGCCGUGCAGCACGCCUGAGACGUACCGGCGCGCCGUGGCCGAGCGGGAGCGACUGCUGCGCCGCUGGAGCGGGGCGCGCUGCCGCUGCCUGGCGUCCUGUGACUACGUGCACUACGACCACAUCGUGGACAAGAUCCGUUACGAACGGCCGACGGCACGCACCCGAGUCUUCUACAACCACCUGUUCUUCGAGCGGCGCGCCGAGGAGUUCAGCUACAGCACCUGGAAGAUGAUCUGCGACAUCGGCGGCUCGCUGGGCUGGACGUGCUCGGCCUCCAUCCUCACCGUGUUCGAGAUAGCCGACGUGGUGUACGCCAAGUACCGGGCCCGCCACACGGCCAGCAGGAGACAGUGAGACCGGGGCGCCAGAGAAACGGACCAGUCGUCGGGAGCGGGUGUUCUGAGAAGGAAUCGUGGGGUGAUUGUUGAUAGCGCGCGUGAGUGAAUCGAUGUGAUUUAUAAAUCCAGUAUUGUAUGCUAGAGUAGGCAUCAAAGCAUGUGUAUUACAAGUUUGUUACGCUGUUAAGCCGGCAUUUUAGAGGAACUAAUAAUAAUGAAUAAUGAUGUAUAGCUACAUAUGUCAGCUAGCAUAACAUAACAACUUGUUUAUAAAGUCGUAAAGACCAAUCCGCAUGCCGACUAAAAAAAAAAUAUAUAGUGUUGAUAUUGCAGAAAACAGAUCAUGUAGACAUUUGAUAGCGCGUGGUACUUCAUUGAAGUCAUCGUUUUAUGAUAAGAGGCCUCGUCAUAGCUCAUUGAAAGGCCCGUGUCGAGGGCUGAGACCAC